Messenger RNA from Rangifer tarandus platyrhynchus (Svalbard reindeer), 2397 nucleotides. The record is from the annotation of a GenBank genome assembly. NCBI's taxonomy places the organism in Eukaryota, Metazoa, Chordata, Mammalia, Artiodactyla, Cervidae.
AUGGAAACUUUCAAAUGCAUAAUGAAGCAGAGCAUGAGGUCACGGAAGAAAAGUAUUAAACAAAUAGAACAACUUUUCAUGAAAAUAGACUAUGAAGCAGUGGGCAGAAUUCAGUGGGAUGGCUUCUGCACGUAUUUGCAGCUAGUAUAUUCGGAGCAGGCUGGUGCUCGGGCUCGACAGCAGGAGGCCUCCUUCCAGCGGCCCGCUCUGCUACAGGGGCUGUCGUACAGGGCUCCCGUGCUGCGCAUUCUUGCUGCGCCUGAUGACACCUUAAUCAUGAUCAGAGAAGAUGGAGCCAUUUAUUUCUGGUCCCUGCAGCUGAAGUUGAAAAGAAGAAAGUGGGUUUUUGACAAGCCCAUUAUUCGGAAGUCCAGGUGGGUGAUGGAUGUUACCAUCAUGCCCCAGUACAAUAAACUGAUCCUAGCGACUGGAAACUGUGAAAUCCAGUAUGAACUCUCUAACUUGGAGCCGUACUGUCAGAUUGGUGGCCUGGAAGCUGUCCCACUGAAACUGAACUAUUGUCAAGGCAUUUACUUCUGCAAGGGAAAGAAUUUGCUAUUCACAGGUGGAAUGGAUAGGAUAAUUAGAGUCUGGAAUCCUUAUCUGCCUGGAAAACCAACAGGUAUGCUGAGAAGCCACACAGCUCCAGUGAUUUACAUCCAUGUGUCUGCUGAGGAUAACAAGAUAUUUUCCAUGCCCACCGACAACACUAUUAAGAUCUGGGAUCUGGAGACCAACAGCUGCUUGUUCACUGCCUCCUCCAAAGCCAGCGGCAUUCGGGGUGAGCCUGGGGCCUGCCUCUAUCUCCCCGGUCCCAGAGCCCUGUAUGUGGCCGCUGAUAUCCCAGCACUCCUGCACCUGAGGCUGAGUUCUCCCCACGAGCCUCACCCGGUGGUUUCCCACAAAGAACCUGUGGUAUGCUGCCGGUACAACCCAACAUUCAGGCAGGUGAUCAGCUGCUCAGAAGCAUCUGUGGUGAAAGUAUGGGACUUUGAAACGGGAAGACUGUUGUCUGAAUUUACUGGGGCUCAUGGCACUGCUGGAAUCACCUGUCUGACCUUUGACUCCAGUGGAAGAAGGCUGGUUACUGGAGGCAGAGACAGUUGUCUGAAAAUAUGGAGCUACAACAGUGGACAUUGUCUGCACACUCUGAGACAUGAUGGAGAGCAAGGUGAAGUCUGUGAUGGCACCUACUUGGAAGUGAACCAAAAUAAGUGUAUCAUAGCAGUUGGAUGGGAGAGAAGAAUAGAUGUGUACUUUGACACACCGUGUGACUUUCAUCACUUCAGGAAGCCACAGCCACACUGGCAAGAUGACUUGAACCAUGGACACACGGAAGACAUUCUCUGUGUGGCUCAUUGCCCACCUUCUCUCCUCGCCACCUCCAGUUACAGUGGGGAGAUUAUCAUCUGGAAUGUCAUCUCAGGCCACGUGUACUGCAAGCUGAAUUCCCCCAGCCCCUCUGAUGGCACAGAAAAUGGAGAAGGCCCAGACAGAAGUGUCUCCUGCCUCGCCUUCCUCAAGACACGGGCAGCCAACUUGGAAUCAGCCUCCGUUUCCCUGAUGGCCAACGGGCGUCAAGGUUCUGUCACCUUCUGGAGGCUGUUCAGUGAAGCCCGUCCCAUUGCCAACUUUGCUCCUUCCAGGGACAAAGCCCGGGUCAGCAGCAUGGUGGUGACAGCGGGAGAUGCCUGUGCCUACGUGGCUGACCAGCGCGGCUUUGUGCACGUCUAUGACAUCGAGGAGUACGGCCUGCAGGGACAGGAACUGCAGCCUCCCACGAAUGUGACAUUCUGGAGGGCCCAUGUCAGCAUGGUGACAUCUUUGGAGCUGAUAGAAGAAGAGGUUCUGCUCUCAUCCUCCCUGGACCGCACCAUGUGCCUGUGGAGCAGGGAUGGGGCUUUCAUCGGGAGCUUUGGGCAGAGCAGCCCCUGGGAUAUUUUCACUCCUGCCUCCUGGAGCCACCCUAGAGUGCCCCAUGAAGUCCUGACAGACCCCCAGAGCAUGCCUGCUCACCCAGUGCUAGAAGGAGGUGUUCCUGCCACGUGCAGAGGAGAAGAGCAAAACAAGGUGGCAGAGGGCAAGGCCAGUGCUGAGCCUGAAAAGACCUCUGAUCCUCGCUCUCUAGGAGACUGCGUCCUUGAAGUGAAGGAAGACUCCUGUGGAGGGGAUGGAUUCGGCAAUGACAGGCUGCCCUUGGAGCAGAGCAAGCCUCCCCGGGGCAUGCCUGUGCUGGGAACCCCCAGCAUCUACCAGAGCCUCUGGUGCCACCAGGCCCCCUGCCCAUCAGCACUCCCAGAGAAGCCGGAUUUGUCCAUCCUUGGUGCAGAUUUGUUUAACUUAGAUUUUCUUACACAAGAAAAAGAAGGAAGUGAAGCUGUCCAGAAAGAGUACUGA